UUAGAAAUAUUUUUCUACAUAAUUAUUUAAUGAAUUCACAAAUUUUGGAGUUUACAAUUUCAAAAAAAUUUACACAUUCGCUGAAUGCAAAAAGCAAGAAACAAUAUCCGCGUCAUCCCUGGACCAGUCCCUGUAUCAAUCUCUCUCUCCCUCUGUCUCUCAAGUCUCACUCUCAUUCAGAUCCCUCUCAGGACCUCUCUCAAUCAGAUCUCUCUCAGGGUCUCUCUCUCUCUCAUUCAGAUCCCUCUCAGGGUCUCUUUCUCAAUCUCUCUCUCCCUCUGUCUCUCAGGUCUCUCUCUCAUACAGAUACCUCUCAGGAUCUCUCUCUUAUAGCUUCUCUCAUUCAGAUCCCUCUCAGAGUCUCUCUCGGUGCCUCUCGCAGAAAUUGUUUUAUCUUGUUCUCACUUGUCCCUUCUCUUCACAAAUUCAAAGUAUUUGAUCAAAUAUUUAUAAUUUUAUCAUUUAACCCAGUCCUCACUAAAAAUAAUUUAUUAUUACGUCUCUUAAACGUCUAA
This is a messenger RNA of Meloidogyne enterolobii, 515 nucleotides long. The record is from the annotation of a GenBank genome assembly. NCBI's taxonomy places the organism in Eukaryota, Metazoa, Nematoda, Chromadorea, Rhabditida, Meloidogynidae.